AUGGAGUCCGGGCCGGGCGCGGCGCGGGGCAUCCUGGGACUGCCCUCCGCGGGCGCCGGCCCGGUGAUUCUUGCUCCUGCCCCCAGUCGCGUGACGCGCUCUCCAAGCCCCGGACCUCCCAACCCAGAACCACGACCGGAUCAGCCCGGUCAGGCCGACCGUUCCCGCCCAGGCCUCGACGGGCCGGUUCGGAGUGCGCAGCCGCAGCGAGCCCGGUCCCCGAAAGCACUGUCGGGCGGGGCCGAGGUGCGCACGCGCCGUGUGCGGGGCCGCGCGCGGACGCCGCCGGUUGGGCAGCGUGAAGGGAGCUGGCGGUCCCGGGCGUUCCGGCCCCGCGCGCGGCGGGGGCCCCGGAGGGGGCGGCGGGUCCGCCGAUACGGAGGAGGAAGCGCAACCGGGGCUGCGGGGAGCGCGGCCACGGGGGCACCUGAACCCGAGGAGGCGGCAGCUCUGCCAUCUCAGGACUCUGCCCUUCCCCAAGAGAGGAACCUGGAGGAGGACCCAUCAGCCCAUGAAAUUCUAAAAGUCAUGUCCCUUGAGUCAGACGUGUUCACGGAUGUGGCCAUAGUCUUCUCCCAAGAAGAGUGGGAACAGCUUGCACCCGCUCAGAGGGAUUUGUACAGAGACGUGAUGUUGGAGACCUAUAGCAACCUGGUCUCACUGGGUCUUGCCAUCGCCAAACCUGAUGUGAUCUCCUUCCUGGAGGAGGGCAAAGAGCCCUGGGUGAAAACUCAUCGUGGAGAAAAACCCUAUGAAUAUAACGAAUGUAGAAAAGACUUCUGGCAGGAGGACUUCCUUAUUAAUCAUCAAGGAAUUCAUGCUAAUGAGAAACCCUAUAAAUGUAAGGAAUGUGGCAAGGCCUUUAAGUAUGGCUCACGACUAAUUCAACAUGAGAAUAUUCAUUCUGGCAAGAAACCCUAUGAAUGUAACGAAUGUGGAAAGGCCUUCAAUUCUGGUUCAAAUUUCAUACAACAUCAGAGGGUUCAUACUGGUGAGAAACCUUAUGAAUGUAAGGAUUGUGCAAAGGCCUUUAGUCGAAGCUCACAGCUGAUUGAACAUCAACGAAUUCAUACUGGUGAGAAACCCUAUCAAUGUAAGGAAUGUGGCAAGGCCUUCAAUAGGAUCUCACAUCUUAAAGUACAUUAUAGAAUUCAUACUGGUGAAAAACCCUAUGCAUGCAAGGAAUGUGGGAAGACCUUUAGUCAUCGGUCUCAGUUGAUUCAACAUCAGACUAUUCAUACGGGCAAGAAACUCUAUGAAUGUAAGGAAUGUGGGAAGGCCUUUAAUCAAGGCUCAACUCUUAUUAGACAUCAGAGAAUCCAUACUGGUGAGAAACCCUAUGAAUGCAAGGCAUGUGGGAAGGCCUUUAGAGUGAGCUCACAACUUAAGCAACAUCAGAGAAUUCACACUGGAGAGAAACCCUACCAAUGUAGGGAAUGUGGGAAAGCCUUUAGUCAGUGUUCACAACUUAUUCAGCAUCAUUCUUUAUGUAUGUAG
Neomonachus schauinslandi (Hawaiian monk seal) is the source of this 1497-nucleotide messenger RNA. It is a transcript of the gene ZNF582, whose product is annotated as zinc finger protein 582. The record is from RefSeq and is a predicted model, not a curated record. Gene Ontology annotation, biological process: negative regulation of transcription by RNA polymerase II; regulation of cytokine production; regulation of immune system process. Lineage: Eukaryota; Metazoa; Chordata; Mammalia; Carnivora; Phocidae. Bases 1 to 1497 code for a protein of 498 amino acids. The transcript has 7 exons.